ACCACGUAGCCACGUGGGUCCUCACUCAGGCGUAUAUGACCUACAGUUGUUUAGCUGUUAGUCUGGUGUGGUUCACUGCUGUCUGGACCUUCUGGAGUCACCACUACUUUGUUCCAACUGUGGCUCCUCUACUGGUACUGCUGUUGGUACCGUCCAGACAGUCUCAGAGACACAAGGACUCACAUGACGUGAAUGGUGAUGUCAAAUCUGGUCCAUCUUCAGACUCCAACACCAAACAAGACUGAAAUAUGAGUAGUGUUCAUUUU
Messenger RNA from Geodia barretti, 266 nucleotides. NCBI's taxonomy places the organism in Eukaryota, Metazoa, Porifera, Demospongiae, Tetractinellida, Geodiidae. The record is from the annotation of a GenBank genome assembly.